AUGCCCUUCAUACAAACCCACCCAGAAGCUCUUAUGUGGCAAAAGAAGAUAACAAUGAUUACUAGAAAUUCCAAAAAAUGGCAUAAGCUGCAGAAAGAUAAUUCUAGAAUAUUCUCAAAGUUGUACUCUUGGAACUCAAAUGCCUUUAUAGAGAUUAAUGCUAUUAAGAAGGUUCUCAAGGACACUUUUGACAUCAAAAUUAAUGCCACCAAGUCUAUGAUGGGGCACUGCCUUGACAUAACUAGGGGUUUGGAAGCUAUUGUCAUUGUUAAAGCCAUAACAACAUGA
Messenger RNA from Sphenostylis stenocarpa, 288 nucleotides. The record is from the annotation of a GenBank genome assembly. Lineage: Eukaryota; Viridiplantae; Streptophyta; Magnoliopsida; Fabales; Fabaceae.